Messenger RNA from Melanotaenia boesemani (Boeseman's rainbowfish), 5741 nucleotides. RefSeq lists its product as uncharacterized. NCBI's taxonomy places the organism in Eukaryota, Metazoa, Chordata, Actinopteri, Atheriniformes, Melanotaeniidae. The transcript has 24 exons. The coding region runs from base 158 to 5377 and encodes 1739 amino acids. The record is from RefSeq and is a predicted model, not a curated record. Gene Ontology annotation, molecular function: guanyl-nucleotide exchange factor activity.
ACACUGUCAGACAUGGAAGAGGAAUAGUGCUGGACCUGUUGAUAUCAUUGCAAUGACAUACAGCGGUCAAGGUGUGGACUACCAGAUCAACCACUUGGAGCUCAUGACACGUUACUUAUUGAAGUUUCGGAUUUCUUCUGGUGCAUGAUUGCUGUCAAUGGCCAAAAUGCACUCCAGAGCAAAGUCUCGCAGUUGUGACAACUACCUGAGUAUUAAGGACGCUGAGUCGUUGGACAAGUGUAUCCAAAGCACCUUGUCUGCCUUGUACCGUCCCUUCAGCGCCACUGCUUCCACUGUCCUCUGGCAGCUCUUCAGCGUGGUGGAGAGACAGUACCGUGGGGACGGCCUCCGCUGCCUCAUUGACUUCUUGCUUCCUUCCAAGAGGAUUCUACAGAUCAUCCAGAAAGAAACCUGUGUGAAAUUCAGAGGAUUGCUGUUCUAUCAUGAGGGGUGGCCUCUUUGCAUCCAUGACAAAGUUGUUCUGCAACUUUCCCCUCUUCAUAAAGUUCGACUAAAGCAAGGAGACUUCUACUUUCAGAUAGUUCCUUUAGGCCGCAAGGCUGUCAAGCUCGUGAUAAAAUGUCUGUCUGCCAGUGGGCAGGCCGUUGCAGAAAUCCCCAUUUCAGACAGCAUGUUUGGCAACAUCUUCACAGCUGAGUUCUUGCAGAAUGUAACACGUGACAGAAACCUACACCCACUACAGAACUGCCUGCUUACCACCGGUACGGCUGUGUAUAGGACACCGUGGAAGAACGUGGUCAACCCGCUCUUUGUCAGCAGCACAACGGAUGCAAUUAUGCAAGCUCGCUGUAGCAGAGGUAGCUUCCGUGGCCCUCUCAGCACCUGCAGCACCAGCGGAUCCACGGGAACUCUGGACAGUCACCGCAGCUCUAGAGAGUCCCUGCUUUCUCAGGGAGCGGAGUCCAUCUUUUCUGAGCCCACUUCCCCCAGCAAAAAUCACAUGGAUUCCAGCAUAGAGAACCAGAGCACCAACAGCGAAAAUAAUGCUACACCCAUCAUUAAAAACAAAGGACCAGCUGAGGAUUGUGAUAAAGGGGCAGGAGAUAAAGAGGGCAGUGAAGGAGAAAGACAGCCAGGAUCCAAGAUGCUCUCUUUUAGUACAGACCUCAGUAACCCAGGCCCUCAACGCCGCAUACCGAGAGACUCUGUUACCUUUGAGAGCAAGAGACUUUUCAGGAAAUCUUAUAUGGAGGCUCUGCAGAAUCCUAUGAGCCUCGGGUCUAGCUCUGAAUCCAUCCUGGAGGAAAGCCCGGAGCAUAGCACCAGCCCAAGAGACAGAGCAGUUACACCAGGCAGCAGCCCCGACACCCGCUUGUCUCCCAGAGAACAUUUAUCUCUUAGGUUUGGUAGCCGGGGCUGGCUCAGUGGUGAUGACUCCAAGCCCAACACACCUUUAUUUUACCUACAGAGAGGGUUGCGGAGUGCUGAGAGACGGGCAGAAAGGCGCUCCAAGUCACUAGAGAGGACUAAUAAAGCAGGCCAAGUUAAAGGCCACAGAGAACGAUCGUCAUCUGGAGGCUCAGCUAGCAUCUCUCCCAAAAAGCUGAUGAAUGGUUAUGCUCUCCGUUUUGGGAAGGUCGAUGUGGAAGCUGUUUUUCCUGGAAAUGAGAAAAGCAGCAAAGAGGAGUCGGGUCAGCAUGAUGUCAGCAAAACAAGUGGCGAAGAGUCACACAGUCCCAAAGCAGCCACUGGGAUGACCCUGAGGCCAGCUUCAGAUCAGAGUUCUUCCUAUGACUAUAAUUCAACUUUCCCCAAGCUGAUGGCAGAGGUCAGCCAAGAGCUGCUCACAUCAGGGGCUGUCAUUUUGCCAGGAAACAGAGAUCGCAGUGGAAGAGCAGUGCUGCAGGUGUGCACGAGAGCUCAGGUGUGGGCAGGCGAGACGUGCACAGUCAAGGACCUUACCUGCUUAUUAGGCUACUACCAAUCAACUCUGCGGAAAGAAAGGCGUGAUCAAGGUCUAACUGUUGUAAUAGACAGCAGAAGGCAGCAGCCCGUUCCAGCUCUGUUGUCAUCUCUGUCUGAAUUUCAGACUUUAGUACCAAAUGCACUUUACUCCAUCCUUUUCCUGGUGGACAAGGAGGCAUCAGCAAAUCUUGAUAGAGACAUUAGUGUCCAGACUGAGACGCUUACAUCUCUAAAGGCCCUGCUGAAGCACAUUGACCCAACUCACCUCACACGUGACCUGGAAGGCACCUUCAGCUAUGACCACAACCACUGGAUCAGCUUCAGACAGAAAAUUGAACCAUUUGCCAGCAGUUGCAGUGCAGCCAUCGCCUCCCUUCAGGACUCUAUCAACACACUGAGAAACAUUGGUACUCUCAAGACUUCUAAGGAGGUGUCUGAGGUGUUAGAAAAGCAGAAGCAUCUCAUGAAGUGUGUACUGGAUGACACCCGUCUAAACAGACUGCGUCUCGAAGGAGGAACUGUACUCGCCCGCAUCAGGAAGGAAGAGGCCUGUGAGAAUGAAAACUACAGGGACACCGUCGACAUGUUGAAUGCACUGUACAACCAAGUAGAUGAAGAAGUUCAUAAACUUGUAAUCUUAUCUAAUAAGUCACAGAAAGAGUUAGAGGGCCUGCUGGAGGUGCACAAGUUUGAGGAGCAAACCCAACAAAUUAAACACUGGUUUAGUGUAGAAGGAGAGAAACAGCUCACAUCUCCGGAAUAUAUCAAUCUGUCUGUGGCCAAAAUAAAGGAAAUGAGAGAGAGUUUGGACCAGUUUCUUGAGGAGUCUGUGCAUCAGCAGAGGAUUGGCCUUCAACUUGUUAAAGAGUCCCCAGAGUGCCUCCCUGGUUCGGUUCUACUAGAUUUUAAGCAACAUCUGGGUUCCGUCUUAAGCAGAGUAGAGCAGAGGAAGGCUAAACUAGACAUCUUAUCAAACCUGUAUGAGUUCUAUGACUCCGCAAACCAGUGGAUGGACCACUGUCAGGAUUAUUUCCAUCAGUUGAGUCUAGACAGCUCAGAUGUGAGAUUUCCCCCCUCUGUGGUGCAGAUCCUGCAGGAUUAUUGCACUGAGGCAUCUAAGUUCUCCAUGGAAAACUUCAGCACGCUCAAUAACAUGGUGCUCUCACUUGAGAACCCUCAUCAGCUGCAACAGUGGAACUCCGUGUGGCAUAAAUGUCAGCAGACCAAACAGCAGCUGGAGGAGACUCUAGCCCAAGCCUUGACGUCAGCUUCGAACUCAACAGAUGCUGAUACGGAGGAUUCUAUGAAGACUUUAGAGAGUCCAGCUGUCACUCCAGAGCACCACAGAGCUAAUGAAUGUGUUCGUUUACCUGUGGCGAUUGCAUCAUUGACUUUUGAGAACAGUAAGGAUCACUCUGUGGGGCCUUUCUCAGAGAGUCCCUCAUCUUCAUCGCACUUCACGUUCCCUCCUGACAUUGACAGUAAAACCGACUUGGGGCGGAGCUUAUCUACCAUCGAUGACACGGACAGUGACUGCACCAUCGACUCAACCAUCUCCUGCCACUCUGAGCCCGUCUACUCCAAGGCCACUAGGCUCCGCAAGCAGCCAAUGAAGAAAAUUAUGAAGAAGACAAUGAGCUUUGAACUAUCCCCAAGAGAUGUUUGUCACUCAGAUGUCAGCCACAUUCAUGGAUACACAGGUGUGUACAUUAAAGGUUUGGAGGUGGCCAAUAAUGUGUCUGUGGAGAAGAAGCUGCAGAGGCCUGAUGUGAUGAGUCCUGCAGUCGGGCGCAGCCGCAGUAUGUCAACGCCAUGCAGGAUCCAUAACGGACACACUGAUGCAGAGAGCAAGAAACAGAGCACUAAAGUGCAGCACAUCAUGGAUGAAAUGAUUUCCACAGAGAGGGAGUAUGUCCGUUCUCUCAGCUACAUCAUUGAGCAUUAUUUCCCUGAAAUGGAGCGCCUCGACUUGCCUCAGGACCUGCGUGGGAAGCGCAGCAUUAUUUUUGGGAAUGUGGAGAAACUGUGGGACUUCCAUAGCCAGUACUUCUUGAAAGAGCUGGAGGCGUGUGCCCACUUCCCGCUGUCCAUCAGCAGCUGCUUUCUGAGACAUGAGGAUCAGUUUGGAAUGUAUGCUCUGUACAGCAAGAAUAAGCCGCAGUCUGAUGCCCUGCUCAGCAGCCAUGGGAACGAAUUCUUUAAGAAUAAGCAAAUGGAGCUCGGAGACAAGAUGGAUUUGGCAUCAUACUUGCUGAAGCCCAUUCAGAGGAUGAGUAAAUAUGCACUGCUGCUCAAAGACCUGAUAAAGGAGUGCAGCCAGUCCCAAGAGCAGGAGCUGAGUGACCUCCGCACCGCAGAGGAGAUGGUCAAGUUUCAGCUUCGCCAUGGAAAUGACCUGUUGGCCAUGGAUGCCAUUCGGGGCUGUGAUGUGAACCUGAAAGAGCAGGGUCAACUCCGCUGCCAGGAUGAGUUCAUAGUGUGGUGUGGACGCAGGAAAUACCUGCGCCACGUCUUUUUGUUUGAAGACCUCAUUCUCUUCAGCAAGACAAAGAAGAUAGAGGGAGGAUAUGACAUUUACAUCUACAAACAGUCUUUUAAAACAGCAGAAAUAGGUAUGACAGAAAAUGUGGGUGACAGUGGCCUUCGUUUUGAGAUCUGGUUUCGUCGGAGGAAGUCACAGGACACAUUUAUACUCCAAGCCAGCUCUGCAGAGGUCAAGGCAGUGUGGACGGCUAUUAUUGGCAAGAUCCUUUGGAGGCAGGCCCUCAGAAACAGAGAGCUACGUAUGCAGGAGAUGGUGUCCAUGGGGAUUGGAAGUAAACCCUUCAUGGACAUCAAGCCAAGUGAUGCGGCCAUUAGUGACAGAGCCAUUGACUAUAUAAUGAAAGGAUCAGAGCCUCGGACCAGGGCCUCCAUUGCAGUCCCCUCAUUUGAACACUGUGCUGCAUUCAAGAGGCCCCACUCCACCAUCUCCAACAGCAGCACCUCCUCCUCCAGCAGCCAGUCAUCCUCCUCCCUGCUGGGAUCACUCAAUCUCCACCUGUACUCCUCACCUUCUCACUCACACACACACCCAUACUCAAUCGGCAGCAUUACCUCCUUUGUCCAGUGGCCUUACGACUGCAUAGAGGAAGAUGAGCUAGAACAGGACACUGGAAGCAGCCAGCCCUCCAUGAUCACUGAGAGCUCGGAGACCUCCUCCCAGUGUAACUCCAGUGAAAGUGUAACAGGACUGGGUACCAUAACCAUACAAGGGCAGCCCAGCGUUGUCAUGGAAUCAUACAACAACAACAACAAGUCCUCCUCGUUCCUCUGCUCCUCCACUCCUCCCUCCUCCAUCACCUCCUCCCCUAUAUUCCAGAAAGAUGAAGGCCUUCAUCCCCAGGGCACCAAGUUCAUCACAGCGAGCUCAGCCGCUCAUUUAGCAAUAGGCCUCUCCACAGCAGUCUGACUCCAGUGGGUUUUUAGCUCACUGUGAUGUCCUCAAAGCAGAACAAAUAGCAGAUGGAAAAUAAGAGUCGAGCGUUGGAGCACAAAGACUUUAAUGGGUGAAACUCAACCAUCAAAGAUUUCACGAUGAUAAUGUAAAUUGACAACUGACAUGAACUGACAUGAUAUAAACUGUCGCAGCGGUACGUCAGAGGACUGUACAUUUGUUUUAAUGAGCUAGUCAUGUGUUUAAUUUGUAGAUUUGUUUUACAAGAUGCAAAAAAUAGCAAACCGAACCAGACUAUUGUAUUUGUACUGUUGUAUUUCUUUUGUCACCAGUCUUGAGUUAUGACAGAUUUGUACAGUUGAAUAAAAUAUUUUAAACA